GCAAAGGGUUGUUUUGCAGUUUGUUGCAGUAAAGUGGUUGCAAUAAAGUGGUUGCAGUUAACGUGAGAGGAAGUAAGAGCUUGCAAUUAAACUUAGAGAGAGCUGCUAAAAUAAUAUGUAUACCUAGAGUAUAGACAACUUUUCACCAGUUGAGAACGAAACACUUACGGAGUCGAAACACAAACGCUGACGGCAGUGCCGCAUGUGUCAAAAGCAACAAAUAUUAAAAGAAAAAAUCAAGUAAAAUGAAUGAAUUAACAUUGCGGGUAAACGGGCUUAAGAUAGGCGCACGUUCUAAACGUUCUGCUAAAAUGCGCGAAGCUCUGGCACCAGUGCCGCCCAAUUGGGAAAAUUCGUACGAGGAGUAUGUGAUGGAGUUUGCAGCUGCCAUGAGCUGCGAGGAGCAGAUGAGGGCAGUCAAAGAGAUAUAUAAAAAUCCCGAAGCUAUAAACUUUCUGGCCGAUUUAGUAUACGUAUGCCCGCUCAAGCAUUCGGUGCGUGGGGUAUUGACUAGGCUGCUCUCCGGCAACGGUCAGCUGAAGAAAACAGUAAGGGUUGGCAACAACGCGGAACGCACAACCAUAUGCAAGCUCGAGCUCUAUCCGAGGGAGACAAUUGUUGCUGCGCUGCGUCAGUCGCUGCAAAUUUUGGCGGCUGGCGUUGAGCAGCAUGCAGAUCAUGUAGACUAUGUCAACGAUAUAUUUGCAUCCAUAGCAUCCAGUGUGCAUAAUUUUCCAGUCGGUCGCGAGGCACUAGCGCUGGAGAUUCAAUGCUUUAUGCCAUUGAUGACAGUGGCGCUGGAAAGCUAUUGGCUGCAUAUAAUCGCAACCCAAAUGGAGCUGUCGCCCACACGACGCAAUCAGAUCUACUUCUAUAUACACAAUCUGUUGCGCUUCUAUGUGAACUUUCCGGCCGAGUUUAGGGCCAAUUUGUCGUCGCAGCUUGACACAGACUUGUGCAAGUUGCACGAGAUUUCCGUAUGCGUGGCCAAGCACUUGGACACGCCUUGGGAUGUGCGCGCCAUAGCUGGGCUCACAAUUGGUCACAUUGCGCGCUUCAACAAUCAGUUGCCGCAAUAUUUGGAGAACUGCAUUAUGUUGAACGGCUACGAGGAUAUACCGAUUAAAGCUGCUGCGCUGGUGGUGCUGCAAAAGCAGGACUAUCAGUAUUUCAUAAGCCAAGCUUUGGCCAUACUACGCAGCGUGCUGAAUCAGCUAACUGGCUCGGCCAACUCCAAUAAUCUGUUGGUUUACAUGUCCAAGCAUUUGUACACCUACAGCAAGACCUUGAGCGUGGGUGAGCUACAGGGACGCGAGCUGAUUACCUACAAAGUCAUACUGGGCAUGCUAAUGCGCUUCGCCAUGGAGCACAUCAGCAGCGAUGUCGAGUCCAUACGCCACAUGAGCGCCAAUUUGUUGCAACAGUCGCUGCAACAUGCCAAAGAUGCCGGCCAGACCAAUAUACUGUCCGUGCUCUAUAAACAAUUCGAGCGCCAGCGCAUGCCACUCAAGGGUGCCUGCCUCAUGCUGCAGCAACUGACCGAAGUCAUGGGUGUGGACGAGACGCUGAUCAAUUAUCCCACCGUGCAGCAAGAUCUAUUUCCCAACUAUUUGGGCGUCGAGGACAGCGUUAAUGCUCUAUACAAAAGCAUGAUGAUUGGCGCUUACAAGGAGCAAACCUUUGAGAUUUGGUUUGUGCAGUGGGUAGUGCCGCUAGCUUUGGCCUCCACCUCGAAUGAUUCGCGCUUCGUGCCCAUAGAUCGCCUGACACGUGUUGCAGUGCAGCAGGAUCCACGCGUGGUGGUGGAGCUGCUACAGCAGCCCGAUUUCUGCUUCGGCGGCAAGUUGUCCGCCAUGUUGAUGGCACGUCGCUGCGGUCAGCAGGAUCUUAUCAAGAUUCUGAUGCUGGACUACUUUGAGCAGAUUAAGGAGGCCGUUAUGGGCGUCGAUGACAACGUGCGCCUGCUGGCCUUGGCCUUUCUAAUUGAAACGCCACGCAGCAGCGAGCCCUACACCGAAUUCGAGCUGGAGUCCAUAAUCAAUUAUAUUCUACAUAAUGCCAACAAUCCCAGCGCUCAUAUGCGCCAGAUGGGACAUGCUCUAUUGCAAAAGGGCAUCAAGCGCUUGGAGCUGAAUCUGGCGGCGCAGCUGAAGGAGCAGAAUCCGCUGGAUGAGGGGCACAUGUUGCUGGUGUUUUUGAACAAGAUGCUGAGCGCUCUGGCUUUGAAUCUAUUUCCAACUGCUAACUACGGCAGGCGCUGGAUGUCGUUGCGUCUAUUUGGCGAUCUCAUACAGCUGGUGGAGCGUCUGCAGCUUGGCUGGGAGCAUCGUUUGCCGCCACAGGCGCUGCCCUAUCUGGAGAACUGUCUGCGCGACAGCUAUGAGCACAACAAGGCACUUGCCGCUGGUUUGCUGGGCAAGAUGCAGCGACGCUGCGAAUUGCAGCCGGAGCUGAUUUUGCGCAUGCUAAAGUCACAGCGCCCGCCGGAGUCGCUGACUGGUGCGUAUCAGCUGCUGGUGUUAUGCUCGGCGCCCGAGCUGGUCUAUGACCUGCCCGAGCAGUUGCCACAACUGGAGAUGCCACAGCUGCAACGCCGCUGCUUUGCUGUCCUGAAUUGGCUUAAGAUACACAUGAACUCUGGCUUGGCCACAGCCACGGGCAGUCUUAGCGAUGCUGCCAAACAAAAUCCGAUUUAUGGUUUGCUCUUCGCCAGUCGCUUGCUCUUGAGCAAAUUGGAUUUGCAUCAGCUGGCGCAGGAGCAAGUUUGGGUUGUCUAUAUAGAGCAGCUGUUGAUCUGCUGCUUCCAGACCAUAAGCUGCAUGAUGCCCGUGCUGGGUGCGGAGGCACCGGAGGGACAUGUGCCAAUGGAGCCCGAGUCGCUGGACGAGGCUGCAGGCGAGGAGGAUGCCGACGAUGCAACGUCUUUAACUCCGCAGCUGGUGCUGCUUUGCGCCUGGCGCAGUGUCAAGGAAGUUUGCCUCAUUUUCGGUGAGCUUGUGCAGCGUGCACCUUUGCAGCAGGAAAUGGAUCCAGGCUCACAGUAUUUGAUUAGCGCACAGCAGCUGGCGGACAUUGGUGAACAGUUUCUAACGCUGCUCGCCGAGCUGAAGCAUCGUGGGGCCUUCGAGCAGGCCUAUGUGGGCUUUGGCAUGCUCUGUCGUCGCCUCUGGCUGAGCCCAACGCCCCAAUUGAAUCGCUUGCCGCCCGAGUGGCUGGACGAUGCCAUGAAUCUGAUCAGCGGACAGACGGAGCGCUCCGUUUGUGCUACACGUCGCAGCGCUGGCGUCCCGUACAUGUUGCAAGCUUUGAUUUGCACCGAACUCAAGCUGGGCACACGCCAGACCUUCAAUCGCAGCAUGGAUCUGCUGCUGGCCGCCUGCGAGCCAGUGUAUCCGCCCACAGCAGUCGCCAGCGUGCGUCGUGGCCAUGCGCUGAACAUAAUGCGCGCUCUGUUCCGCUGCAGCGAGCUGGCGGAUCUGGUGACCGAGUAUGUGGGACGUGGCGUCAUCGCGGCGCUCACCAGUUUGACUGCCAGCGAGUGGUCGGAACGCAACUCGGGCACGCUGCUGCUCUCGUCGCUGAUGGUGCGCAUCUUUGGCGUGGAGCGGCCACGCGACGAGCAGGGCGAGCUGCAUGUGCGCAAUCGCAUGACCGGACGCAUCUUCUUCACACGCUAUCCGCUGCUGUUCGAUUACUUCUACGCUUGCCUCAAGCUCGCCGCCGAGAAGCCGCAGCCCACUGGCGGGCAGGCCAUACAGCUGGAGGCGCUGCUGCAGCUGCUGCAGCGCAUCUAUCCAUCCGCCCUAGAGGGCGCCGAAUCUAGUCUCAAUUUGAACAAGUUUGUGCCGUUUCUGGUGAAGAUUAGCGCAGCUCAUGACAUGCUUACGCGGCAGCGUGCCAGCCAUGUGGUCGCCAGUUUCAUUAGCCAUGGCGCUGCGCUCAAAUUGUUGCGCAGAAUAAUGCUGGAGCUCGAAAUCUUGCAGCUGGAGUUCAGCAAGAAUCCUCACUUUGAAAUCGAUCUGAAUGGCUUGCAUGGCAAUUUGCUGAUGCUGCAGCAACUUUAUCGCAACGAGCGCUGGGGCCAGCCCAAGAUUAUACGCACCAUGCUGCGUGGAUUAUGCCAGAGCGCCAUUAUGAUGCUGGGACGUGACAUAUUCAUACACAGCAUGAUCCUCACUGUUAUGGUGGACAUUUUGCAGAACUGCACUGCACUCGAGCCGCCACAAAUGGCUGCACUGCGUCUGGUGUACAACUAUGAGACGCCGAAUUCGGUUUAUGAGCGCUGCGAUCGCUACGCCAUAUCGCCCAAGUAUUUCCAACUAUUCGCUUUGCAUGUGCAGCGCAUGACGCAGACCGUCGGCAACAUGUGGUCGCAUAUUAUGACCGCCAUGGUGCGACCCGCCAAAUUGCCCACUCCGAUAAUUAAGCUCAAGCUGGAAUUGUUCUUGUACUGCAUGUGCCAGCAGGCGAACUUUAGCAGCCACACGCGUGGACUCAUCGAUUCGUAUGACAUCAAGAGCUUUCAAUUCGAUCCCGAUGUGGUUGCCUAUUACAAAGCCUUGCCGUCCAAGCUGCGCACCGCGCUGGCCAAGGAGAUGCGCGAGUCGACGCCGCUGCAGCGUCAUCUGUUGAAAAUGCUGGAGCAAUGCAAGGCUCAGAAGAUACGUGUGCCCGGCCUAAAGGGACGUUUGUAUUGCCUGCUCUCGCUGGUGGACAAUGUGCAGUGGGACUUGGCACAGCUGCUCGAGCUGCAGCAUCAGGCUGAGCUGGAGCCAGGACUUUGCAUGUGCAUUACCCGCGUCAUGAACAAGCAUCUGGCCGAGUCGCAAUUGUAUUUGCCGGUCAUACACUAUGCUCUGCAAUUGAGUGAUCCACAUCAGCCGUGCUUUUUGCGUUAUCGAGCCACCCAGCUGCUGGAUCGCAUCUUCUUGCAUAUCAGAAUUUUGCUCGAGCAGGCCGAUGCUGUAAUCCUUGGCAAUUUGAUGCGUCUGGUUCUCAUGCUGCUUGUGGACGAGUCCGAGCUAGUGCGCAAUUAUACGGCUGAGAUGAUAUCCAGCUGCCUCACCGUCUAUAUGAACCUUACGGCGGAGCCCAUGCCCGUGCAGUUCAACGCGCCCAACAUGAUGGCCUCGGUGGCCGAGCGUUAUUUUGUGGAACAGAUGCUGUCGGCCUUGCAGCAGCACGCCGACGAUGGCACCUUCUUGCUCACCCUGUUUGAAAUUAUUGUGGAGCCCUUUGUUACCACCGAUCAGCUGGAUGGACGCUCUGUGCUGGAGGAUAAUCCCACCGACUUUGAGGAGGAUCCCGAAGUGUUUGAUAAACAAAAUGUGAAUUUGUAUUGCGAGGGCUUGCGUGUGACCGCCCAGGUGGCCAAGUGCUUCAAGGAUGCUUUUCCGCAGAAUGCGGAAUUAACUGUCACCCUUGAUGCCAUGGCAGCCUUGUGCUCCUACACCGGCUUUGGCGAGCAGCCCAUCGCACCCAGAGUAGAUAACCCAACCGACAUGUAAACGAAAGAGUAAGACAUAGUGUAAGACAGAGAAAGCAAGAGCAUGAGAUGCUAAAAGAAGUACAAAACACAAACAUGAAGAGCAUUUUUUUUUUGUUUAAUGUAUUUUUAUUUUAUAAACUACUGGACUAGAGUUUAAAACAGCCAAAACUCGUUAAUAAAUAUUUAUCUAUCUAAGAAAGUUUUAUUUAAGUUACACACGCACACACAGGCACACUUACGAAUUUACCAAAAAGAGAUGUGCAUAUGCACAGCAUGAAAAUGUAUUUUGACACUUGAUUUAAAUAUGCAUUUUGUGUUUGUGGCUUUUGUACUCAAAAUUAUAUUAUCCAACAUAAUUAAUU
This is a messenger RNA of Drosophila busckii, 5850 nucleotides long. It is a transcript of the gene THADA, whose product is annotated as thyroid adenoma-associated protein homolog. NCBI's taxonomy places the organism in Eukaryota, Metazoa, Arthropoda, Insecta, Diptera, Drosophilidae. The transcript is spliced from 7 exons. Gene Ontology annotation, biological process: tRNA methylation. The record is from RefSeq and is a predicted model, not a curated record. Bases 246 to 5507 code for a protein of 1753 amino acids. Gene Ontology annotation, cellular component: cytosol.